Messenger RNA from Closterium sp. NIES-67, 7289 nucleotides. The record is from the annotation of a GenBank genome assembly. NCBI's taxonomy places the organism in Eukaryota, Viridiplantae, Streptophyta, Zygnematophyceae, Desmidiales, Closteriaceae.
AUCCACACUUCAGACGUUUCGAAUGAUCCUCAAGCCGCAUACCAACAGUUGACUUUCCUGGUUGUGUCUAGUCGAGUCGCCUCCUGAGAUGGGGGCGUCUCUAUUUUACUUCUCCAACAUUUCAGAACUGAAGUUGGUGUCGCCGCCUAACUGGGGCGUGUAGGACAUUACUUCUUCCGUGUUUUUUUUUUGUCCGGCGUUCGGUUACGCCUGACACGGUCCAGGGAGCGAAACGCGGGCGUGUGGUGCUCGGGAAAUGAGCGAUUACCUACGUGCGAUGCCGCGUUAGCAACGUUGAGUCCCAAUUCCUCGUCCCUGUUGGAACGGCGGCCGAGGUCCAGUCGGUGACGAAUGUCGAGCUCGCAGCGCGACGGACACUUCCACGAUAUCGUUGCUGCGCGUCGUGGCCUCUCAGAGACGACUCAGAAGCCACCUCGUUUCCGAAGAACGAUACCGGAUUCCUCCAGAGGAAAUAAAAUCGCAAUCUUGGUGUUGAGAUGAGGAUGUCCGAUGCUGGUCGUGACGGAGGGGCAGGCGGAGAGGAACUUCAGACUGCCUCCCCUCUUCCUUCCUCACCUGACCCGCUUCCUUCUACUGAGCAACAACAGCAGCAGCAACCAGAUGCCCCAGCAGCAGCAGCGGCAGCAGCAGCAGCAGCAGCAGCAGCAGCAGCAGCAGCAGCAGCAGCAGCAGCAGCAGCCGGAGCAGCAGCAACAGCCCUGGCGUCCGAACCUGCGGUUGGCUCGUCGACCGAGCCUAGACCGUCGAAGAGGCCGUCCAAACGCCAGGUGGUGGAUCCGAAGCUUCAGCAGGAGAUGGUGGCGCUGAAGCAGGCGCAUCCCAUCCUCACCAGCGCGCAUAUCGCGCGCGCUUUUGAGUCGACUCAAAAGCAGUCGAAGCGGCCGUCGAAGCGGCAGGUGAUAGAGCCAAAGCUUCAGCAGGAGAUCGCCGCUUUGAAGCAGGCGCACCCCGUCCUCACCAGCGCGCAUAUCGCACGCGCAGUCUCUAAACUAUACGGCGUGCCGAUCAAAGAGUCGCAGGUGGAGAUGAUUAUCCUCCGAUCCACUGUAGACCACCAGUUCGUUAAGAAAAACUGGACCAAGGGGAAGCGUACUCGUUAUAAGAACGCACCGCUGGAGGAGGCGCUGGUGCGGUGGGUGCGGGAGACGAGGGAGAGGGCGGACUCCGACCCUGCGAAUAUAAUCAAAGGGGUUAAAAGGCUAUUUAAGACUAGGGAAAUUCAGGAGUAUGUGAUGAAGUUAGGGCCGUCCUAUGGCAUACCGGCCACCUUUAAGUACAGCGUGGAUUGGAUUAGGAAGGUUCUACAAGAGAACGGCUUGAGUAGGAAAGGAGAGGAGAUUAGUAGGACAGGAGGUGAAGGCUCGGGGAAUGAUGAAGGGUUGGACAGAGGCGGGAGCCCAGGCUCGGAAAAGCCUGAGCCAAAAUGGGGUUACGGUCGGAGCGAGAUUCCCUUUGAGAUCCGGCUUCGGUACGAGAUUGCUGUGGUUAAGCACGCACGGCCGCACUUAGAGAAUAAGGUGAUUGCCGCUGCUAUUAGGGCUAAGUACGGAGUGGAAAUGACCCCGAGGGAGAUUAGGAAGGUAGGGGAGGAGAGUGAUAAGUGGUUCAGGCUGGCUGCUGGGGCCGUGGCUGAUCCGGAGCAAUCCAGAAUGGAGGAGGCUUUAGCGGAGUGGGUGAUUAAAGAGGAGGAGACUGAAAAGAGAGAGGUUACACGGGAGGAGAUUAUAGCGAAGGCGAAGGAGAUCGGGCCGGGGUUUCGACUGAGGAGGGAGUUUAGGUACGGGAAGACGUGGGCGACCGGGUUCAUGAAGAGGUUUGGGCUGCUGCUGCUGUCGGAGACUAGUACCAAGGAUGAUAAUAACGAGGAUGGGGGAGGAGAGUAUUGGGAGGAGGGAGGAGAGGGAGUGGAGGAGGAAGGGAGGCGGGUUAGGAGGGAGGCAAUGGGCAGGGACAUGGGAAGGGCAGGAGUUGAUUUGGGGGGUUGGGGAGGGGAGGGACGGCGAGAAGAGGGAGAUGAGGGGGAGGAGGGGGAUGAGGAGGAUGAGGAGGCGGAGGAAGAGGAGGAGGGCGGGGAUGGUGGUGGUGAGGGAGGGGGAGUGGAUGGUGGCUUGGUCAGAUUUGUGAAUCUGCAGAUGCGAGCGGCUGACCGUGCUGCUAGGCAGGUGCUGCACGAGACAGCAGGGGCAGGAGAAAGCUCAGGUGCAGCAUUAGCGGGUACAGAAACGGGCAGGGAAGGAAGAAAAGGAGGGGCAGGAGGGGAAGGAGUGGGUGGAGGGGAAGGGGAAGCUGGAGGUGGUAUGAGUAGCCCUGAGCCUGAUUACAGGGAUGCAGGGGAAGGGGGCUCUCCGAGGGUAAAUAACCCUUGGUCUGCGGAUAUUCUGACAGAGCUGUUUGACGAAGAGGGGGUGACCCCAACUGGCGAAACUGCCCCAGGGAGUGGGGAGAGGGGCGUAGAGGGGGAAACUGAGGGGGCAGGGGAAGGGGAAAGGAGUGGGUGGGGAGGGAAAGAACUGGACAUUGUGGGGACAGGGGGAGGCAAAAAGAGUGGGGAGAGAGGCGUAGAUGGUGAUGGUGAUGGUGAUGAUGGUGAUGGUGAUGGUGAUGGUGAUGGUGGGCACAGGGGUCUGGCUGUUGAGCGGGAAAACCGAGGGUCAGCCAGAGAGGCAUUCGACACGAUUACACUGGAUGAGCGGGAGGAAACAGAGGGAGGCGAGGUGGAGCCGUCCGUACUGGACGAGGGGGAGGAAGUAGAGGAAGUAGAGGAAGCAGGAGAGGUAGGUCACCCUGAUGAUGCCGAUGCACGCAACAAGGGUGCGUCCUCUACCGUCCCAGCCACUGGUGAACCCCUCCUCCUCACCGCAACCGCGAGCAUCUCAUCUCCCUUCCCUAUCAUCCUCGCCCUUGCCGCUCCUAACCCCCUAGGCCCAGGUAGUUGCACCACGCCCCAAUCCACAAAGGCCCCACUCUCUUCCCAAGCCCCGCAGCCCACAAACGCCCCCCCACCUGCACUCACCCCUCAACCCACAACCGCCCCACAGCCUGCACACACCAAUCACAAUCCACCCACAACUGCCCCAAACCGUUCUGAAACUCCCCACCAGGCCGCAAACACCCCAGACCUUCCGGGAGCUCCCGUCCGGAAAACAAGACUCCCCAUUGGGUGGCAGCUAACAGGAGGCCAGAAGCGGGCCUUCUGCCUCGUCUUCCGGGCCGUGCCAAGCCUGCGCCAAAUCUCCCUCGCCAAAGCUGUUCUGCAGGCUUGGGGGUUGAGCGUGUCCAGGGAUACGGUGCGUAAGCUUGCGAAGCAAUGUGAUUGGUGGAUCCGAAUUCCGAGGGGGAAAGAGGAGGAGAUGCGGAAUAGGAAGAGGACGGCGAGGAGGGGGAAGGGGGUGGGGAAGUGUGCGAAGGUUGAAGAGGCUCUUGGGAGGUGGAUUGAGGAGAUAGGUGCGGAAGAUCUGGUGAGGAGGGGGAGGAUUGAGAAGGGGAUUCUGGUGCUGAAAGGGAAGGAGAGGGGGCACUCUGAGAAUUCUCAGAAAUCUCUCACAAAUGGGCAGGGGAGAGGUGGCUCUUCGUCUGUGUUUCUGACGCUAGAGAUGAUUGUUGACAUGGCUAAGAAGCUAGGACCGUCCCUGGGUGCGCCUCCUGGCUUUAAGUAUGGAGAAACGAAGAAGAAAAAAAAGAAGGGAAACAACUGGGUACGGAAGUUUAUUGAGCGGUAUAAGGCGAGGAAGAGAAAGGAGGAGGAGGAGCGCGGGGAAAUAGGAGCAGGGGAAGAAGGAGGGAGUGAGGAUGGGGACAGCAGCGAUGAUGACUAUAACGAGGAUGAGAGUGGGGCAGAUGAUGAUGUGGUGGGGGGUGGGGGAGGAGGAGGGGAGGAGAUCGGAGGAGGAGGAGGAGGAGGAGGAGGAGGAGGAGGAGGAGGAGGAGGAGGAGGAGGAGGAGGAGGAGGAGGAGGAGGAGGAGGAGGAGGAGGAGGAGGAGGAGGAGGAGGAGGAGGAGGAGGAGGAGGUGGAGUGGGGCGGAAGAGAGGGCGGUGCCAGGAGAGGGGAGGGCAGGAAUGGGAGCAGGAGAGAGGAGGAAGAAGAGGGAGAGCUGGUGCAGGGAGAGGUGGUGCAGGGAGAGCUGGUGCAGCUGGAAUCACCUCUGCUGCACUUCCAGGGAUCACCCAAGCUUUCGGCGAUCCAGGAGAAGAGGGAGAAGAGGGAGAAUCGGACCCGUAUGCAUUGGAGAAGUGGGCGGAUGAUCCCGACGUCUCUAGCCUCAUGCGGAGCUUCUUCGGGGCGGACUGGCUCACCAAGUAUCCCAAGCACAAUCAUAGAGCUGCUGCUGCUGAUCGUGUGGAUUGUGCUGCUGCUGCUGCUGCUGCUAAUCGUGCGGAUCGUGCUGCUGCUGCUGUUGCUGCUGCUGCUGAUAGUGCGGAUUGUGCUGCUGCUGCUGCUGCUGCUCGUGCCAGGAUUGCCAGGUUGUCGGGGAGUGUCUGGGACAGGGACCCCGCCGCUGAUUACUCUACUCCCUUCGCCUUCCCUCACCCCGGCUCCUCUCAAAGCAUGCCUCCUCCAGAUUCAUCCACACACCACCCAGGAGCGUCGGGUGCUGGUGGUUCAUGGGCAGGCGGGCUCACAGGGGGGCUCACAGGGGGACUCACAGGGGGGCUCACAGGGGGGCUCACAGGGGCAGGGGGGCUCACAGGGGGGCUCACAGGGGGGCCCACAGGGGGGCUCACAGGGGGGCUCACAGGGGGGCUCACAGGGGGGCUCACAGGGGGGCUCACAGGGGGGCUCACAGGGGGGCUCACGGGGGGGCUCACAGGGGCAGGGGGGCUCACAGGGGGGCUCACAGGGGGCCUCACCACCGGUACUCGUUCCGCGCACCUCAGCACAUCUUUACCCCAGCACAUACCACUGGGUGGCGGCCGUGGGACGUGGGCGGGAGGGCUCACCGGCCCCCGUGCUGCGUACUUCGAUUCCCCUUCACCGCUGCCCUCAUCUGCUGCAACUACAUUGGCCUCUGCUCUUGCUGGUCACUGCGUCACAAGAAGCCAGGCGGCAGCAGCAGCAGCAGGCAAUGCAUCCCCUGGUCUGAGCUCGCAGCAGCUGAUUCUUCCCCGCCUACCGGUGGGCUUGUCCCCGCAACACACGGGCCGAGCACCGCAACCCCUGCCUCCAGCUUCUGCCGUUGCUGCUCAGACCCAGCCUGCCGCUUCGAUUCCUGCUGCUGCACCUGCUGCUGCUUCGCGUGCUGCUCCUACAGCUGUUGUCCCUGCAGCAGGAGGGAUUGCUGAAACUGCUGCGCUGCUUGCAGCACUUGGGGUUGGUGGUGCUGUUGCUGGUGCUGGUGCUGGUGCCGGAUUUGGUAACGCCGGUUUGCUGGGUUUACUGGCAGGUGUGAAUCCACGGCAAGCCCAAGCACCAGGUAACCCGCUGGUGCAACUGCUUGCACUCUUGGCCGCACAGGGAGCAGGAGGAGGGGGUGCUAGUGGUGGUGGUGGUGUUGCUGCUGGUGCUGGUGCUGGGUUUGGUAAUGCAGGUCUCCUUGGGUUACUACUAGCAGGUGUGAAUUCUGCUCAAGCCCAAGCCCAAGCCCAAGCCCAGGGUAACCAACUGCUUGCACUCCUUGCACUCUUGGCUGCAGCUGGGAGGGGGGCGGGAUCCGCAUUGGGAGGUGCUGGAAGGGAAGUCGGAUCCUUUCUAGGAGGAGCAGGAGCGGCAGGAGGGGCAGGAGUGGCGGGAGUGGCAGGAGGGGUAGGAGCGGCAGGAGGAGGAGGAGGAGGAGGAGGUAUGGGAGGGGGAGGUGAGGGGAUGGUUAGUGAAAGAGAGGGGAGGAUGGAGAGGAGGGCGCCAGAGAGGGAGGGACGGAGCGGGGAGAGCGGAGAGAGCGCGAGAGAGAGGAAGCGAAGAAAGGCGGAGGAAUGGGCUCUGAGGCGAGCGGAGAAGAGACAGGGUGAGAGGGCGGAGAAGUUGUUUGGUAGACGAGGUGCGUCUUUUGAGAACACGUGGAAUGUGCUGGUCGCUGGGAGGGGAGGGGAAAUUGGGGAACAGGAGGGAGAGAGAGUCAGAGAGACAGGUGAGGGAGGGAGGAGUGGGGGAGAGGUGGGCGGCAGAACCCGGCCGGCAGAAGUGAUUCAGCUUUCGGGAUGUGAGAAAGAAGAGGGAGGGAGUGAGAAUGAGAGUGAGCAUGAGAGUGAGAGUGAGAGUAAAGGGGGAUCAGAUGAUGAUGUGGUAGAGGUGAGGACUAGGGGAGAGAGCAAAGGGGGGACGAGGGAUCGAGACGGAGGGAGGAGGGGAGGAAAGAAGCGAGGGAGAGAGGAGAGAAGAAGAGGGUGUGGGAAAGGAGAUAGAAAGCAAGAGAGGAAGGAAGGGCGGAAGGACGGGAGGGAAAGUAGCCGAGCUCGAAUCACCACCCACUCCAGUGCCACCACCGAUAACGAUGGUUCUAGUGAGGAAGAGGACGAGGAGGAGGAGGAGGAGGAGGAGGAGGAGGAGGAGGAGGAGGAGGAGGAGGAGGAGGAGGAGGAGGAGGAGGAGGAGGAGGAGGAGGAGGGAGCAGGUUUGCGAUUCUCUGCAUUGAACAGGGCAGCAGUGGCGGGUUCUUCUUCCCUUGGCAGCAACCCGGGCCAGGCGUUUGCUCUGAUGACGCAGGCCGCCUCGCAGGCUGCAUCUGGGGCGGACUUGCCUCUCUAUGCUGGCUUCAGUACUGCCUCUACUGCUGGGGUACAGACUGUUGCAUGCUUCGGUGCUCCAGGCUUUAAUGCCCCAGGCUUCAAUGCUGCAGGUACCUCCAAUUCGGGUCAAAUUUCUUUGCAGCAGCACCUGCAACAACAACAACAGCCGCAGCCGCAGCCGCAGCAGCAGCGACAGCAGCUUCUGCAGCAGCGGCUACCGCAGCAGCAGCAGCAGCAGCAGCCGAAGCAGAAACAGCCACAGCAGAAGCGACAGCAACAGCAACAGCAACAGCAGAAGCUGCUGCUGGUGGAGCAGCAGCAGCAGCAGCAGCAGCAGCAGCAAGGUGCGUCUGGUUGCAGAGCGUCCCUUCUCCAACAGCUAGAGAAGAUGCACCUGCAGCAGCUGAACCACAUAGCUUAUCUGCAGUACCAGCUGCAGCCGCUGCAGCAUCAGCAGCACUGGCAGCGGGCGCAUCUAGAGCAGCGCUUGCAGGAGGCCCAGCGGUUCGCAGCGCAACAAGUGAGAGAGAUGCAGCAGCUUAGGGUCAAAUCGAGAAGCCGUAACAGCCGCAGCAGCAGCUGAAGCCGGCACAGCAGCAGCUGUAGC